Messenger RNA from Scedosporium apiospermum, 1569 nucleotides. RefSeq lists its product as uncharacterized. The transcript has 3 exons. Lineage: Eukaryota; Fungi; Ascomycota; Sordariomycetes; Microascales; Microascaceae. The coding region runs from base 1 to 1569 and encodes 522 amino acids. The record is from RefSeq and is a predicted model, not a curated record.
AUGCUUAAGUUUAGCAUGGAAAACGCCAACGAGUACACGGCCGACCAACUGGCACUUGUGCUCGGAAUCUUGGGCGAGGCCUGUAACCUCAACCUCCACCUGGGAGUCUCGGCUGACGGCGCUGAUGAUUACGUUGUCCCUGCGCCUCCUCGGAACGGCGUACAGAGGGUCGUGUGGAUCCACAAUGACAACGCCGAAAACCUCGGGCUCUCGCGCACAAGCAAUUAUUUGGGAAUCCGGUCGCCUCACGUGGAAGAUACCAUUGUCGUUGCCACUGGUAAGCCCGAAGACAUUGAGGUUGGGCGCACCGCACCGCCCCCUAGUCCUGCUCCGAGAUCGCAGACAGCAAAGCCGGCUGUCCCAGAAGAGGAGGCCCGGAGCGACGAUGACGUCGACGCCCCUGUUGAUACCAUCGAGAGCGGGGAUUCUUGUUCUGACAUCGCCGACGCCGCCGACGCCGCCGACUACCGCGACGCAGAGGACAGUGACCAGUACUGUCCGUCCAGUGAUUGGAGCUGUGACGAGUCCGACGUCGACGGAGACGGGCAGACCGAAGUCGGCCAGGACGAACAAUCGGACGCUGGUGGGGCCCAAGGGGCCGAUGUCGAGGAACACUGUGAGCUGGAUGUCAGUGAGGGUGCCAACCAACGGGCCCGCCACAAGCUCAAGGAAGCCAAACUUCAGGAUUGGCUGGGGAUCUCGGCAGAGACAAUGGGCAUGCUGAUGGCCGAGGCUGGUGGAUACCGCCCGAGAGUCCCGACCGGUUACAAGCCCAAUUCCAGGUUCGUGGCGCUCAUCGAGAAGGCAAUCGUGAAAAUCCGCGGAGACACCAAGCACACCACCAUGUCGGAAGUGUCCCGGGUCGCGUUGCAGAGUGGCACCGACGAAGAGUGGGCAAAUGCAAUCGACUCCCACACUUCAGAGGAGGUAAAAAAAUUCAUCCUCCAGGGUGUUCCACCAAGAGCCAAGGACUUUACAAAGCUCCCGAACGCGUAUGAGACGGAUGCGUUCGGUGUAUACGCGUGUAUGCUCCUGGCCACGGAGCAGGGGAAGCAUCACCAUCACCUUUACGUCGGCUCGGCUACAUCGACCGCAAUCCCCGGCCGAAAUUUAGGUGGUAUCAAGAAGAGGGUGAUGGACCGAGACAAGCCAACCCUCAUCCCCAGUUACUUCCACACCUUCUCAGGGAUGGGAAGGGCCGGGAACCAGUAUUUCGCCAAGUUGAGGAGCAGGAAGAGAGCCUCCGACAGAUAUCAGAGGAUGACAUCAGCGCAAAAGGAGGAACGCAAGAAGAGGAAUAGGCGACCUGGAGCGGCCCCGGGACCGAAGAUGCUGAAGUGGACAGAAGAGGAGAAUAAGCUACUUCUCCAACUUCGGGCAGACCAGAACCAGAGUUGGGAGGAAUUCCAUCAGCUGUUCUCCGAGCGGUUUCACGGAAGGAGAGUUUGGACCAUACAAUCCCAUCACGCCAAAGUCAUGCGAGCUCUGAACAGCCAAAGACCGAAGGAGCAGGCUUCCCAGCGCCGCAUGUGGACCGCAAAAGAAGACACUCUGCUUUCCAACUUGUAG